This is a messenger RNA of Cucurbita pepo subsp. pepo (vegetable marrow), 1613 nucleotides long. Its product is annotated as ubiquitin thioesterase otubain-like protein. Lineage: Eukaryota; Viridiplantae; Streptophyta; Magnoliopsida; Cucurbitales; Cucurbitaceae. Gene Ontology annotation, cellular component: nucleus. Gene Ontology annotation, molecular function: cysteine-type deubiquitinase activity; ubiquitin binding. Gene Ontology annotation, biological process: protein K48-linked deubiquitination. The record is from RefSeq and is a predicted model, not a curated record.
UCUUGGAAACAAAACACGAUUGAGAUUGAGAUUUGAGAUUCAGAUAUUUCAGAUAUUCAGAAUUUUGAGUUUUGAGUUUCACCAUAGUUGACCCUUUUCAUCUUCUUCUGCAGCCCUAAUCCGUCUCCCCAGCGUCCUCUCCGCUUUCUUUCUCAUUCAUUUCCAUUCGAUCGAUUCCUCCAUUUUCACUGACGCCAACAAUGGUUUUCUCGCUCAUCCAUGGCGGUUACUUGCCUUUGCUCUUUUAGUAUAUGCUUCCGCCAAUCAGUGAGCAGUGAGCGUCCUUCAUUGCCCUCAUUUUCUUCAAUUUUCGUCAUCUCUUCUGCCUCUUAAUCUUCAGGUGGUCUCCAAGCAGGCAAGUUUAUGAGCUGGUUGGAUCAUCACAGUGAAGCUCCAAGGGAAAUUCUUGAAUAGGUUUUUCAUACCCGGCUUCACUUACUGGGGAAACAAAGUAUUCCCUUUUUAAGAAUGCAGAAUCAGGAAAAUCUUGAUGCAGAUAGCAACGUGGAGUCUGUAAUAUCUAUUCAAACAUCAGAUUACGAUUGUUGGGGCAAUUUGGGUGAUGAUGAUAUCCUGCAGCAGCAAUCUGCAAUUUUUGUUGAGGAAGCUGAGAAAGUUCCAUUUGUUGGUGACAAGGAACCACUCACUUCUUUAGAAGCUGAAUAUAAAUCUGGAAGUCCCAUUUUGCUGGAGAAAAUUAAGGUGCUCAGUGGCCAAUAUAUUGCCAUUCGUCGAACACGUGGUGAUGGGAACUGCUUUUUCCGCAGCUUCAUGUUUUCGUAUCUCGAACAUAUUUUAGAGUCGCAAGACAAAACUGAAGUUGAUCGCAUCAGAACAAAUGUGGAAAAUUGUAGGAAAACACUUCGAAGUUUGGGAUAUACAGAAUUUACUUUUGAAGAUUUUUUUGCGCUAUUCCUUGAGCAGCUGGAAAGUGCUCUUCAAGGAAAUGAAACUUCUAUAAGUCAUGAUGAACUUGUAAUUAGGAGUCGGGACCAGUCUAUCUCCGAUUAUGUUGUUAUGUUUUUCAGGUUUGUUACAUCAGGUGAGAUACAAAAGCGUUCAGAAUUUUUUGAGCCUUUUAUUAUGGGAUUGACUAAUGGAACGGUUGAACAGUUCUGCAAAUCGGCAGUUGAACCAAUGGGUGAAGAGAGUGAUCAUGUACACAUAAUUGCCUUAUCUGAUGCCUUGGGUGUGCCGAUCCGCGUUCUUUACCUUGAUCGGAGCUCUUGUGAUUCCGGUGGUGUCAGCGUAAAUCACCAUGAUUUUGUUCCUGCUGUUAGUGAUGUCUCAAGUGACAGUGCUGGCUCUGAGACUAAGAUCCCUUUCAUUACUUUGCUCUAUCGUCCCGGUCAUUAUGAUAUCCUCUAUCCAAAGUAAUGGCCAUUGGCAAAACCUGGUCGGGCUCUUAGUUUGAACUGCAUCGACAUUUGACACGACAGUCGUUGAUCCAAGUUUCGACAAGAUGAAGGUUGAAUCUUCAUAACUGAUGCUUGCCAAAUGUUCUGUACUGAUUUUAAAUAUACUGUUGAGCUGCUUGAGUAAAAAAAACAAUUAUAUUCACCAGUUAACUGAAAUUGGAAAUAUAUGUGAUCAGUCAUUGAGAUUUUCAGCCA